Molecule: messenger RNA, 1131 nt
Organism: Trichoderma aggressivum f. europaeum
Lineage: Eukaryota; Fungi; Ascomycota; Sordariomycetes; Hypocreales; Hypocreaceae
Exons: 3
Coding region: 1-1131 (376 amino acids)
Source: RefSeq, a predicted model, not a curated record
AUGUUCAAAUCAGUGGCACUCUUGGCUUUUGCCACAGCCAUUGCGGCCCGAAAAUGUCACGACCUCACCAUUCCAAUCUCCAUUUCAGCUCGAAACGCCGUCUUUGACCUUCCACCUCUUGUGUCAGAGCUUGAUGUCACUACCUUCUUUCUUGAUCUUGUUCGGUCAGGUGUCAAUGCCACCGAUAGAUUUCUAACAGGAUAUAAAACUGUCAGCGGCCAUUACAAUAUCGCCGCCACCUACUGCCAGCCAGACCAUGGCCCGGGUAAAACCCUUCAGAUCUUGACACACGGCGUUGGUUUCGACCGCAGCUACUGGGAUUACCCCUAUGACCACUACAACUAUAGCUACGUUGCCGAAGCCGUUGACGAGCAUGGUUACUCGACCUUUACCUGGGACCGCCUCGGUGUUGGCGCCUCCUCCAAGGGCAACCCAAUCAAUGAGAUCCAAAUGUUCCUUGAGGUUUCUGCUCUCACAGAGCUCUCAACACUGCUUCGCAAAGGCUCUGUGAAGGGGAUCAAUGCUAAAUUCGACAAAUUUGUCCACGCUGGCCAUUCCUUUGGAUCCGCCAUAACCUACAACUUCGUCAACGCCAACCCUACCUUUAGCGAUGCUGCCAUCUUGACCGGUUUCAGCCAGAACCCAAACUUCAUCAGCGGCUUCGCCCUCGGAGGCAAUUUCAAGCCUGUAAAGGAGGUCCCUUCCCAAGCUGCCAAGUACCCCACUGGCUACAUUACGGUGCCGUCAAGUACUGGCGUCAAUAUUCAGUUCUUUGCUCCCCAUGACUUCGAUCCUAAGCUACUCACAUAUGUCGCUUCACACGGCCAUGCCACUACCCCCGGCGAGAUACUUACCGUCGGCUCUGGUACUGGUGCUGUCAACACCUUCAAGGGCCACCUUCUCAUCGUCACAGGAAAUGAGGACGUGCCUUUUUGCGGCGGCAACUGCUCGGACACGACCACUAUUCAGGGAACUUUCCCCAAUCUCAUUUCCUUCUCCCAACAAUUGUUUCCCCAUGCCUCACGCUUCAAGGCAAGUGUCAUUCCUGGAGCUGGCCACGGCCUCAACUUGGGAUACUCGCACAAGCUCGCAUACAACUCCAUAUUCGACUUUCUUGAAUCUUCUUGUUAG